GCUUGGCCCUACGCACUUUGCGUAGCGAGGGGGGUUACCAAAGGCCUGGUGCUUGGCCUUUGGCAAGCCCGGCCUAUCCCCUGUAGGGGGUUGGAUGAGGGGCUAGGCGGAGGAAGUAGAAAAGGGGAAUUGGGGCGGUGGAGGGGAUUAUAAUUUCUUUAAAAAGGGGGGUGAGGAGAAGCCAUGGCCGUCCCAGCCAAGAAGAGGAAGAUGAACUUCUCUGAGCGAGAGGUGGAGAUCAUCGUGGAGGAGCUGGAACUGAAGAAGCACCUGCUGGUGAACCACUUCAACGCCGGAGUCCCUCUGGCUGCCAAGAGCGCGGCCUGGCAUGGCAUCCUGAGAAGGGUAAACGCUGUGGCCACCUGCCGCAGGGAGCUGCCUGAGGUCAAGAAGAAAUGGUCUGACCUCAAGACUGAGGUCCGUCGCAAGGUUGCCCAAGUUCGGGCAGCCGUGGAGGGUGGCGAAGUCCCAGGGCCCACUGAGGAAGAUGGAGCUGGUGGACCAGGGUCAGGUGGUAACAGUGGUGGCGGUGGCCCAGCUGUAGCCCCCGUACUGCUCACCCCCAUGCAACAGCGCAUCUGCAACCUCCUGGGCGAGGCCACCAUCAUCAGCCUGCCCAGUACCACAGAGAUCCACCCUGUGGCCCUCGGACCCACAGCCACUGCAGCCGCAGCCACGGUCACCCUGACACAGAUCCCCACAGAGACCGCCUACCACACACUGGAGGAGGGGGUGGUAGAGUACUGCACGGCAGAGGCCCCCCCGCCCCUGCCAGCUGAGGCCCCUGUGGAGAUGAUGGCCCAGCAUGCUGACCCCUCAGUCAAGCCACAGGCACUCAAGAGUCGAAUCGCCCUCAACUCGGCCAAGCUGAUCCAGGAGCAGCGGGUCACCAAUCUGCACGUGAAGGAGAUCGCCCAGCACCUGGAGCAGCAGAAUGACCUGCUGCAAAUGAUCCGCCGCUCCCAGGAGGUGCAGGCCUGUGCCCAGGAGCGCCAGGCUCAGGCCAUGGAGGGCACCCAGGCGGCCCUGAGUGUCCUCAUCCAGGUCCUCCGGCCCAUGAUCAAAGAUUUCCGCCGCUACCUGCAGAACAACACGCCCAACCCUGCCCCCGCCUCUGACCCUGGACAGGUGGCCCAGAAUGGGCAGCCGGACAGCAUCAUCCAGUGAGGGCAGGGGUCGACCCAGCCUUCUGCUGUGAUUGGAUGACACUGCGGUGGUCUCGUAAGUGGGUUCAGUGACUGGUCUUUGGCUAGGGCCAGCCACGUGGACAGCUCCCUCUUUAGUGGACAUUUAGGGGGUCCACUAUUUCUGAGAAAAGGAGACUGGGAAGAGGAGUUGUUUGGGGUCCUGGGACCCAACCUCUCUUACCCCCACCGCUUAAGCUGCCUUGUUAAGGACCUGAAGACUGGUUAGCUGGGGGUCAGGUGCUGCUGAUGGGACACGUGUUGUCAUGAGCCAGGGCUUGUGACAUGACCCAAACUCUGUCUAGGACCAUUGUAAGAAAGGCUCUCACUGGGGGUUGUCAUACAGCCGGGGGUCUGUGCUGAAAUGCCCCCACGCGCAGGUGCCAUCCUUUUGAGUAAGAGAUCAUCAGUGGUGCUGGAAUGCACAGUAAUAUUUUCGUCUUCCCUUGGGAGGCAGAGUGACUGGGCCUGAGGAGGAAGCCCCACCCCUUUCUCCUCACUGCACCUCAGUUCUCAGGGGACUCUAUUUAAUGCCAUGCUCUCCCCCCAGUCACUCCACCCUGUAUACAGCAGGGGCCCUUGUUAGUGCCCUGAGCUGCCUCUGCGUUAUACCCAGGAUGUGGCCCUCCGGGCUCAGGAAUGCUGUGCGUGGUGGGGACAGCUUGGCCACCAUCUGGUCUUCCACUGCAACCCCGGGCAGCCCUUUAGUGGUUUGUCCCAACCCCUUUGACUCAGGUCAAAUAUUAGGAUUUGGGUGCUGUAUAUUUUAGAGAAAGCAAACCAGUGUGGAAACUUGUUGCCCCACGGCAGUGGGUCUGCGGUGACCUGUUGGCUCCUUUAGACCUGCUUCAAGCCAGUUGUAUUUAUUCUGUCCAUGAACCCCUUCUGGGAAGGCCUCCAGGAUCUCCAAGGGCUGCUCUGGUCAUUCCCUUCCUCCUUUCCUCUCUACUGACUGCACGCUUCCAAAAUUCAGUGCAAAAAAAAAAGCCUACUCAGUGUCCUGGACUCCAUUCACACAUUAUCCAGAGCCUCGAGUUCUUUCGAGACCCCUCACUGGCUGGCUAGAUGAAUCCACAGGCCUGACUGGCCCUGAAUGUAUGAGGUGGGAGCGUCACCCACCUAAGGAGGGGAACUUUUGAUUUCUGUGCUGGGGAAGAGCAGACAGACCCGGAGUCCUGAAAGAGGUGGUGGUUCCCUGCUCCAUCUUAAUGCUUUUUCUUGUUUGUAGGGAGUUUACCCAGAUAGCAUUUGUCUGUUUCGUUUUCAGAAUGAAAUCGAUUGAAUCGAUUACCGAGACCCUUGCAUCUUCCCAGGUCAUUUCCCAAGUUUGCCAUCUUACUGCCGGUGCCUUGACCACACGUGACUGAUGGUACAACUCAAGGCUCCAGAUCUCAGCUAAACAAUGAAGGUGCUGCCCUUCUGGGCACAGACGUUCAGAAUUGCUCAGCUCCACUGUUGCAGUCACGGGAAGGUGCCCCAAAGAUGGCUGGGAGGUGACUGCCGUGCCAUCAACCUCUCUGUGGAGGACAUGUGCAGGGCCCGCUACAGAGCAAUGGAGAGGACUCAGGCCUGGGAGGGAGUUGGGUGGUGGGGGGAAAGCUGUUCUCAGCGUGGCUGGAAAGCAGCAGCCCCUGGCAACCUGGGUGCCCUCCUGCAGUGGAGCCCGAUGGCCCCAGCAGGGUAGCUGCAGGGACGUCCUGAGGAUUUUUGAUUUGGUUUGGUUUUUCUCUAGGGUUGGUAAUCUGAGCCAAUAUUGUGUCUGUCCCAAUUGGUUGUAAAAAGGAAACCUGGAUACUUAAACUGACUGGUUCUUUCCAGGUCACAAUUUUAAAUUAAAGAAAUAUCACUUUUUUAAUACCCAUGUCUGUGCCUUUAUAGGUUAUAUAUAGAAGAGAUAUGUCAGGAAUUUCUCCAAGAAGAGAUUCUCAUUUAAGAUUGGCCUUCAUUCUGGGAGGGAUCACUGCCUUCCUGGACGUAGUUAUCACUCUCUCCAAUAUUUAGUAAUAAUAAAAACUGACAAUUAUCCAGCCCCUGCUCUGUCCAGGCCUUAUAAGCAUUACCUCAUUGACUCCUUGCAACAGCCCCGUGAAUUACAUACUAAUAUUGUUCUCAGUUUGCAGAAGACAACACUAAGGAUCAGAGAGGUUAAAC
Molecule: messenger RNA, 3335 nt
Organism: Rhinolophus ferrumequinum (greater horseshoe bat)
Lineage: Eukaryota; Metazoa; Chordata; Mammalia; Chiroptera; Rhinolophidae
Gene: NAIF1
Product: nuclear apoptosis inducing factor 1
Exons: 2
Coding region: 184-1167 (327 amino acids)
Cellular component (GO): nucleus
Source: RefSeq, a predicted model, not a curated record